CCCAUGAGCACAGCUUUUUCUCACCCAGAAAACGAAAGCAUUUUGUGUAAUCUAAUCUUUGUUCUUUUCCACUCUUUCUUCUUCUUCUUCUUCUUCUUCUUCUUCUUCUUGGUUUGAGAUCUUCACAUGGAGAAUACUGCCCAUAAACUCUGGUUCUAUUGCUUCAAUCUUAUAGUAUUCAUUUCCAUUACAGCCUCUGCAACAGCUGUUUCAGCAGAUGAUCCUUACACGGAAGCUCUUCUCAGCUUGAAAUCGGAACUGACCGACGAUUCCGACAGUUUAAAGGACUGGUUCUUCUCUUCCGGAGAUCCGGGAAAGCUCGCUUGCUGUUCUUGGUCCGGUGUCAAGUGCAACCAGAACUCCACUUCCGUUGUCGCCCUUAACCUCUCCGGUAAGAAUCUCGGCGGAAUCUUGUGGGGAAAACAGUUCGCCGUCUUCACCGAGCUCAUCGAUCUCAACAUCAGCGACAACGCUUUUUCCGGCGAGUUUCCCGGUGAUAUCUUCAACCUCGGCAGCCUCAGAAGCUUAGACAUAAGCAGAAACAACUUUUCCGGGCAUUUUCCCGGCGGAGUCUCCGGUCUCGAGAAUCUGGUCGUCCUCGAUGCAUUUAGCAACAGUUUCUCGGGUCCUUUGCCGAUUGAGCUCUCUGAUAUGGAGAAUCUCAAAGUGCUGAAUCUUGCCGGGAGUUACUUCAGUGGGUCGAUUCCUCGAGCGUACGGUUCGUUCAAGAGCCUCGAGUUUCUUCACCUCGGAGGGAAUCUUCUCAGCGGGAACAUACCGGAGGAGCUUGGUCUGGUCAGAACUGUGACUCACAUGGAGAUUGGUUACAACUCAUAUGAAGGCGUGAUUCCAUGGAAACUGGGCAACAUGACUGAGCUGAAGUACCUCGACAUCGCAGGAGCAAAUCUCUCUGGUUCGAUUCCCAAGUUCUUCAGCAAUCUGACAAAGCUUGAAUCUUUGUUCCUGUUCAGGAACCAGCUUUCAGGGCCAGUUCCAUGGGAGCUCGGACACAUCACCUCUCUUGUGAAUCUUGACCUUUCCGACAAUCAACUCACUGGUCCGAUACCAGAGAGUUUUGCGGAGCUGAAGAAUCUUAAGCUCUUGAGCCUCAUGUACAAUGAAAUGACUGGUGCUGUCCCCGAAGGAAUUGCCCGCCUCCCAGAACUGGACACUCUCUUCAUAUGGAACAACUACUUUUCUGGGUCACUUCCAAGAAGCUUGGGACUGAACUCAAAGCUCAGAUGGGUUGAUGUCUCGACCAACGGCUUUGUCGGUAGCAUCCCAGAGGGUAUUUGCUCGAGAGGUGCUCUCUUCAAGCUGAUGCUCUUCUCCAACAAUUUCACCGGAAGUCUAUCACCAUCUCUCUCCAACUGUUCCACCCUUGUCCGCAUUCGUCUCGAAGACAAUUCCUUCUCAGGUCUGAUCCCUUUCCGCUUCCGCCAUUUCCAUGACCUCUCAUACAUAGACCUGUCCAGAAACAAUCUAACAGGUGGGAUUCCUCGAGACAUAUCAGAAGCCACAAAGCUAGAGUACUUCAAUAUCUCGAACAAUCCCGGGCUUGGAGGCGUGAUUCCACCUGAAAUAUGGUCCAUGCAGAAUCUGCGGAACUUCUCAGCAUCCUCGUGCAACAUCUCUGGCCAUUUGCCUGAGUUCAGAUCCUGCAAACCAGUUUCUGUCAUUGAACUGAGCAAGAACAGCAUCUCUGGGACUUUAUCAGGAUCUGUUUCCACUUGCCAAGCACUUCAGAAGAUAGAUUUAGCUGGAAAUACAAUGACCGGUCACAUUCCUAAGGAACUCGCCCGUCUUCCGCGUCUACGAGUCUUAGAUUUGUCACACAAUAACUUCAGCGGUUCCAUUCCGUCUUACAGGUUGUUUCAGACAAUGGGUGAAGGCGCUUAUGUCGGAAACGCAGAGUUGUGUGGAGCUCCUCUGAAACAGUGUCCUGCCUCUAUGACAAUGUUCAGAGGCAAGAACACAAAGAAGAUAAUGCCAGUUCUGGUUUCUUGCUUAGUCUCCAUCCUGGUUAUGGUAGUUGCACUUCUGGUUUUGCUCUAUGUUCGCCAUAGAAGCCGAGGCCAUUGGAAGAUGAUAUCUUUCGCUGGGCUGCCAUGUUUCACGGCCGAUGAUUUCUUGAGGAGCUCUAAUUCGCCGGAACAUUCAGAAACGGUGUCUGAACUAUCUCGGGCAUCGGUUUUCAAAGCAGUUUUACCCACGGGAAUAACGGUAACCGUGAAAAGAAUCGAGUGGAAAGCCAGAAACAUCGGUUUUCUGCUGAAAGUUAUAAAGCAGAUGGGAAAUGCAAGGCACAAGAAUCUGAUCAGAUUGCUCGGAGUAUGUUACAACAAUCAUGUUGCUUAUGUGUUGUAUGAUAACUUGCCUAACGGGAAUAUGGCUGAGAAGAUUAGGACGAGGAGAGACUGGGGAACUAAGUUCAAGAUCAUCAUUGGAAUUGCUAAAGGACUCUGCUUCCUUCACCACGAAUGCUACCCUGCAAUCCCGCACGGAGAUUUGAAGUCGAGCAAUGUGUUUUUCGACGAAAAUAUGGAACCCCGGCUCGGGGAAUUCGGUUUCAAAUACGUCGUGCAGUUGAGCAAAGUCUCGGCCUUUUCGAAACUUUCCACAAGGAACACAGACCAGAUGAACGAGACGACAAGAACAGAGCUGAAAGCGGACGUAUACAGCUUCGGAGAGCUCGUUUUCGAGAUCCUAACGAACGGUAGGCCGAUGAACGGCGGAGAAGUGACGCAUAGAAAGCCGAAAGACGAUCUUUUACGAGAAAUAUGCGAAGAAAACGGGGUCGGGCCGAGGGAUUCAACGCAGGGAGAAGCUAAAAGGGUGGUCGAGGUUGCGAUCCUCUGCACGAGAAGUAACCCAAGCGAUCGUCCCUCCAUGGAAGAUGCAGUCAAGCUGCUGUCAGGACCAGGAUCAAGAAGAAUAUGAUAAGGAAUCAGAAUCAAAGUAGAGAUGAGAUAGCAGCAUGAAUCAUUCCAUUAUAUAUAUAUAUAUAUAUAUAUAUACAGUUUUCUUGGUUACUGGCUUCUUUCUAUAUGGUUAUUAUACGUGAAAGUGUUUUUUUGGCUGUAAAAAUGGCUUCUUUAUAUGUUCUUUACAGAGGUUUUUUUGAUGGUGUGAAGUUUAUGAAGAGCAUGGUUUGAGUUCA
Messenger RNA from Tarenaya hassleriana, 3160 nucleotides. Its product is annotated as leucine-rich repeat receptor-like protein kinase TDR. The transcript is spliced from 2 exons. Gene Ontology annotation, cellular component: plasma membrane. Bases 127 to 2940 code for a protein of 937 amino acids. The record is from RefSeq and is a predicted model, not a curated record. Gene Ontology annotation, biological process: hormone-mediated signaling pathway; protein phosphorylation. Gene Ontology annotation, molecular function: protein kinase activity; protein binding; ATP binding. Lineage: Eukaryota; Viridiplantae; Streptophyta; Magnoliopsida; Brassicales; Cleomaceae.